Molecule: messenger RNA, 4096 nt
Organism: Varroa destructor (honeybee mite)
Lineage: Eukaryota; Metazoa; Arthropoda; Arachnida; Mesostigmata; Varroidae
Source: RefSeq, a predicted model, not a curated record
UUCGUUGAUCUUUAAAUCUAUUUUUUUUUUUUACUUCACUAUAAUUAGUGUCUCACUUAUGUGCUACUCAAAACAAUUUUGCUAUUUGUCCUUAUCGCGCUUUUUUACGAAAAUUUAAAGAGUACAUAUUAAUCGUCUAAAACCUUUCUUUAUAAACAAAACUGGGAUGUUCUUCUAUGCACUGAUUUAUCUAGUGCUCAGUCGCACUGAUCACCCGGACUACUCAUAUUCAAGCUUGAUUAACCGAGUGAUCACAUUGCUAUAUUGAUGAACUUCAGUCAGUCUUGUAUUUACCAUAACUUUAUGAACACCACGUAUCCUCUUUAAAUAUCAUUAAGGGACGGAUACUACAAUAUAAAAAGGCAACUUUUUCGCAGUUUUUGUACACCAGAAUACUUGUGCUUCUUUAAUAAGACUGACCUCCCGAAAGUGUUUAUAAAGAGCUUCUGCAUUAGUAAUAGCGAAAUACCGGGACUGACAUGCAUGUCUCUCUCUCUGGCAUGUUGUGCAUGCUUUGACAUGAACUGCUCAAUUGCCAUAUAUUGUUUGUACUUUAGCGUGCGUACAAAGCGCACGAAUAUCUUUGUCUAGAAGAAGACUGCGUGAGCUUACAAGGCGCAUCAACAUCUCUGUAGUGUCUACUACAGCUUGUCGCAGACAUUAGUUUGACGUAUAUACGUUUUCCAGUCAGGCAAGCCUAUUUGUCAACAAUCAUGUAUAUAUAUAUACAUAUAUACACUCGUUUUCUAUAGAGAAAGAUCGACGGAAUGGCCGCUUUAGGUUUAGCAUUAAGGUUUCCUGGAAUAACUGAAACAAGCGUUUUUUACGGACAUGAAAAUCAUCUCUCAAAGAACUUCAGAUAGCCGUUUAUGCUACAUGAAGCUAUGUAACUAGUCUGAUAGUGAACAAAGUUUGAUAAGUAUUUUCUUGAUUUACUCUGAUUAGGUAGUAUGUGCCUACACAAAAUAUAAGUGCGUUUUGUGCACCUGAAUAUACCGUAAUGAGCGGAACUGGGCUUGCGUGUUACGUUAGUUUAUAAAUUAUAAAGUGAUCAAACACAAGAGAUAUAUGGAAGAGGGUUCCAUUCAAAAGUUAAUUCAAUUUUUUUGCUUGUAUGUCUCAUUGCGAGGAUUCUUUUUAAUGACGAAGUUUAACUACCCGUUCUAUUUCUGCUGUAAAGUCAUUUUAGUACUAUAGUUGCUAGAAUCGACCAUCUUCUAAGCUGACAGUUCAGUGGCCAUUACAAGAUCGAAUCGUAUAAAGAAGUUAUAUAUUUACAGCUUCAAUACAUAUGUUGUUUACACUAGCUAAUACGUCCUGUAUCAAAGCCUGCCGAGUGUCUCGCCCAAGAAAAAAGUGAAACAAGGACAAAUCAGCUUUUAUUUAUGUGACGACUCAGUACGGGUUUCGAACAGGAAUAAUUUUGCACGUGCAAAAUUCUGGCAAAAACUGGCCUUCCAAACUACUCGAAGAUGUGUGACAUUAAAAUAUUCGACCAUGUACGCUCAGUCAGCGCGAUGGAGUAGCUAGGCAGUGAAAUUGUAGCAGUACCUCAAGUUAACGCUGCCGGCGUUGGUGUGACUCACAUGGCGUCUCGGACGCGGUUGCUUCCACAGUCGAAUACGCCCACGGGUAUUUGCGGCGGGAACCCAUCAUUUAAAGAUUCAACGGCCUCAUUUCCCUGCCCACACUGUCCUACCCGCGUGUAUCGCAGCCAAGCGGCGCUUAACGUGCAUCGAAGGACCAUCCAUGGUGUCUCCGACAAUUCCACUCAAUCUGUACCAUGUCAGGAGCCGUCUUGUUCAAAGACAAUGCAAACUAUCUCAGAAUUGCGGUCUCACCUAACGAAGGAUCACGGUUUGCAAUUGAAAAAAGUUGAUUCGGAGUUCCCCAAUAUGAAAGCAUUCGCUCGUUGGAAAGAACAGGUUGAGCAAUGUGAAUGUGUGUGUUUUAUCGCGAAAAGGUCGAAAAACUUGCCGACAGAACGGCAGCACUAUUAUUACUGCCAGCGAAGUUGGGCAUGCAGAAAUAGCGCAAACGUCAAAAACGGCCGUUUGACACCAAUGGCGCCGAAAUCCGAGGAAACUGAUUGUUUUCAGGACGAGCCGCCCGCAAAGCGGAAGAACAGUGGCGUGAGCGUCACGGACAUAGCUAACUUAAAUAAGGGCAACCCGGCUAGCGCAAUCCGUCAGCUGUUGUGUGAUAAACCCAGGAGCUACGUGCAUUGUACAGCUCAUUUAACUGUGAGGGAGGACCUUCGGACGGGCCGGAUAUCGGUGACAGGAUGCCUCACACACUACGCACACUCGAUGACUAGUCGACACUUUGUCGAAGCUAUGUGCCGAAGAUCAAGGGUAGGACGUUUAAAGGAGGGAGGUGUUGCAGGUUCGGAGCCGGUGGAUAUCUCAUCUGUCGAAGACCGUCUACUAGCGAUCUAUGAGUUAGCCGCCACAAAAAAAAAGCAAAAGUCUGUUGAUAAGAUACGAGCCGCUUUGCAGGAUCUUUUCGACUGCCUCAAGGAUUAUGAUGAAGAUGAUGAGACGCUUCCCGGCCUCGAGGAAACGCGCGCAUGGCGACAAAGUGCCGCACAGGAGGAAGCCGAGCGAAAAAGGACAAACGGAUGCCAAAACAGUACUACUGGAAACUGUACGGCUUCCUCCUCGGCAGGUGCAGGCAGCACUGACACAACUAAUUCAAGCAAUCAUAUCAGGCUUGCUUCAGUUUCGACGCAACGUUCUUCGGAUACUUCUCAGAUGAAUUCCGCGCCAUCAUCGGUAUCGCAGACCUCGGUUGCCACCAGGGUUGCAAAUAAUCCACCUUUGCCGUCGAUUUCGUUGGGACAAACUACGGAAUCAACAGAACGUGUUACCAAUGUGGCAUCGAGAGACCGAGGGUCAUCUACAGAAACAAAUGACACACAUUUGUGGGGAUUUCAAAGAGAGAGUGUUGUUGUCACGACGAUCGCGCAUGGGUAAUGCUCUGAAUGGGAGAUAGAAAAGGAAAAUUCAAUGACACAAUCCAUAAUCUAUGAUUGCGCAACCCUGAGUAGGUUUCGUGAAAUCGAUGGUCUCGACAAAUUAAAUGUUUAUAGCUUUAGUUAAAUGAAACUGUGUUUUACAAUAAAAUGUUGGCCUCAUUAAAAAUUGUAUUUCAUUGUUAUAGGAUCGAUGCGCCUUACUUGUUGAAUAUAUUACGGCUAUUUGCUUAUUGGAAAUGAGUAUAUGAGAAAAACAGUAUAAACGCGUGUCAACAGUAUUAUAUUUAUCUAAACAAAUAAAGCAUGUUGUUGUAACACUUCUUACUUUGACCGAAGUAAAAUGUCUGUAUGUUUGAUACACAUGUUUAAAUGCUACAAAAACCGAUGCAGUGACUAUCUUCGGUGAUAAGAUGUACAUAAUUUAUAUGAAUAAAUCUUUGUAGUUUUGUAUUAAAAAUUUGUUGUAUAAAGAUAAUUAUCCAGAAAUAUGGCUGUAGUGUGAAGUAUCGGAGCGACUUAUAUCAACGCAAAGCGUAACCAUGUGUAGUUAGGACAAACGUGGUUACGCUUUACUAUUGCAUACGAACUAAACCGCUCGCGGUUGUAUGGGCUCUGAAAGUUUUCAGCUUCAUGCCAGAGAAAGACGUGAAUCUCAUUGAAACUGUACCGCUGAGCUUGAACUUAUCUAUAGCUAUUUGUUUUUGGUGAAGCUAAAAAUUUUAAUUUGUGUAAGUCACGUGUUGAAUAAAUUUUUUGAGAUUAAGAUAUAUCUCGUCUGUGUAUCUAUAUUGUAAAGUGCUGUAGGUCCAAUCGUGCUAUUGUUCCGUGUCGCUUAACUUGCAAGAUGAAGGAACUUGUGUGGUGUACUUGCAACGACGUAAAACGUGUUCAAUAGUGCAGUUGAGCAGUGCAACUUUUAAGACAAUAGUAUACCAGCGUCGCUAAUACAAGAUCACACAAAAGCAAUUAUCAUCUGCAGUUAAUAAAUGAUCGGCUCUGGUAUAGGAUGAUUGUAGAGCGCUUCUUAUUAGAGAGAAAGCUUUAGUUGUUAAGAAACGAUCUCUAGACAACCAGUUAGGAACGUCGACCAACGGAGCUGUCUAAAAAGUGACGCAGUCU